AUGGGACAUCCGAAUGUGCCGCUCAUCUACACAUACUCGCACUCCCAAAGGAAAAGACACAAAACUGGUCAACAGGAACCCUAUCCGCAAAAUGACAACCUGAACAACGCGUUAGGUGCCAUCAGAGUCCUCGGUUUGGAGCUGAUUGAGGACGAACUUAAACCACAUCUGAACACAGUGCUGACCAACAUUAAAGAGAGAAACAAAGGCGCUGCUGAGCAGGUGGUCAUCAGUGGGAUCCUUCCAAUUCUGGCCUGGUCUCUGAGAUCCAGAGGGCCUCUCACAGUUCUGACUGCAAAACUGGUGGCUGAACUCGCCAAAGAAUCUGUGAUUCGUAAAGGUUUCGGUGAUGCAGGUCUGGGCACGGCUCUGCUGUCUGUGCUGACCAGUCCAGACCAAGAAUUACUCUUCUAUGCUGCAAGAGCAAUCUCCCGCAUGUCUUAUGACAGCUCUAAGCUCCAGGACCUGUUACUCCGUCGUGGCGCGGUUCCACGUCUCGUCGCCAUCCUGCUGCGUUUCCAUGAUAAGGAGGCCCUGGAGGAGGUGUGUCUUCAGGCCCUGUGUAAUGUCAGUGGCAUGGGUGUGUCAGAGGAGGCCGGGAUGAUGUGGGAGAGGGGGGCGUCAGUGAGGCCGGGGGAGUGCGUUUAUCACGGCGUCACCCCUCACACCUGUGGUUUCGCCUCCUCUGUGAUUCUGGUGUGUGCCACUCAGUGGGCCCCGGGUCAGUACGCCGUUAAAAUCGAGGUGUUCCAGCGCUGCUCCUCCUCCUUCUGGAGCCUCCACGGGAACAGGCAGGGAACGAGCUGGUUCCCCUUCUCUGGUUUGGGGAGCUGCUCAAAUCUGUACAAGGUGAUCAAGUUCACGCCAAAGAACAUUCCCCGAACUAAAAGCCUGAGGUCUCGCGUGUUUCACACUUUACUCUGA
Messenger RNA from Cheilinus undulatus (humphead wrasse), 924 nucleotides. RefSeq lists its product as uncharacterized. The coding region runs from base 1 to 924 and encodes 307 amino acids. Gene Ontology annotation, biological process: positive regulation of GTPase activity. The transcript has 5 exons. NCBI's taxonomy places the organism in Eukaryota, Metazoa, Chordata, Actinopteri, Labriformes, Labridae. Gene Ontology annotation, cellular component: cytosol. Gene Ontology annotation, molecular function: guanyl-nucleotide exchange factor activity. The record is from RefSeq and is a predicted model, not a curated record.